This is a messenger RNA of Drosophila persimilis, 1724 nucleotides long. Its product is annotated as galectin-9. The record is from RefSeq and is a predicted model, not a curated record. Lineage: Eukaryota; Metazoa; Arthropoda; Insecta; Diptera; Drosophilidae. The transcript has 3 exons. Gene Ontology annotation, molecular function: galactoside binding; carbohydrate binding. Bases 62 to 1573 code for a protein of 503 amino acids.
UUCAUCAAAUCGCAUCUGCAUCACGAGAAACGCGUAAAUUUGCUAACCCGUUUUUGUUAGUAUGACGGCAAUAAUACUACUAGUCUGCCGCUCCGUUCGCGAACUACUCGAUCUGUCGGAUGCAUUUUGGCAAAACGCCUUUAACAUUGACCGCAGUUUAACCUACUACCAUACGAAGCGUCGACUAGAAUUGUUUCGAUUUCAUUGCCGGGAGUUCUGGUUGCGUCAGUACAUAAAAAACGCGGAAAGCAUGCAUCGUAGGAGAGACGUGGAUUUUGCUGCCAUUGAGGCCGGCGCAGACUGUAACCAAAUUAUUGAAAACUUCGACGAUACAGCGCAGGAACUGCAUUUAAGGUUUCAGGAAGCGGAGCGUCAGCACCUUUGCCAGAUGGAUUAUUUGUCUGACAUCGAAAUUGUUGAUGGCAGGGAGUUCAAUGCCUCAUUUUACGAAUAUUCAGAUGCACUGCCAAAGUACAGCAACGAACAAAUUGGAAAACUAAGUGAAGGAGUUAGCUUCACCAUUACUGGCAAAAUAGCAAUUAACUGUGAGAGAUUCUCCAUAAACUUGGUGCACAACAAUGAGACGCGGGAUGUGGCACUUCACAUUAAUCCACGAUUGCCCCAAAAUUAUAUCGUCCGAAACACCAAAGUGGCCGAUAUAUGGGGCAGCGAGGAAGUUUCUUCAGCACUGCCUUUUUUACUACGCAGAGGCGAUAAUUUCGCCAUUCAAGUGCUCAUUACAGACGCUUGCUAUAUGAUAUCGGUGAACGGUAACCACUUUGCUGAGUAUGCUCAUCGAAUUCCAUAUAUUGCAGUUAAAAUUCUGGAGGUAAAAGGCGAUGUCGAAGAUGUGGAAAUGCAGCGAAUCAUAGUGGAAAACUAUCCUCAACGAUUGCCCGAAUCCCAGGCUAAGAACAUUGCACUCCACAUAGAGGACGGACUUGAUGAAAUUGAUGCCAACAUUGAGGAGGCUAUCAAUAUACCUCAUGAAUGGUGCCUUAUCAGUGCGCCAGUUACACAUUCAGACAGCCCAAAGAGUACACACAGCACAAACGAUCCAGGUCUUACAUUGCCAUAUUAUGGCUCCCUGCCAACGCAGUCAUUAGUUGAGGGUCGAUGCUUGAAGAUUGAAGGACGCGUGCGUCUUCUUCCACAUUCAUUCUACAUAAACUUGCAGCAGGGCCGAGACAUAUGGCCACAUCCUGUAAUAGCAUUCCAUUUAAACCCACGAUUCUCGAAGGCGAGCAGCGGUGCCAUCGGAAAAGCAGUCGUGUGUCGCAAUGCCUGGUACAAUGGUAGCUGGGCGGAAGAGGAACGUUCAGAGUUAGAUACAAAUUUCCGUCCCGGUCGAACUUUCAGUUUAGCCAUUGUAUGUGCUAAGGAAUCAUUUGAAGUCUAUGUCAACCGGCAGUUCAUAACAGAAUUUAAAUACAAAGUAAGCCCUGAGAUUGUUGACACAGUGUACAUACAAGGAGAUCUGAAGUUAUGGAACGUCACUCUGGAGCACAAUCCGAUGGUUAAAGGGAAGAAUGUGCGUAUCUAUCACAAUCCCAUGUACUAUGACGAAUACUAGCUAUGGAGAGCUGCAUCUUGAACCACUACGAGCAUGAAUUUUGUUUAUUCAUUUCUUUUGUCCAAGUUUUUGAGCGACAAUAAUAAAUUGCUAAGCUUGUUUUCUAUGAGUAAAAAAAUUGUGUAAUUAAAUAAAUAUUAUAAAAAAGAAA